AUGGCAAAAGUGGGCAGCACAUCUGGGAACUCUGUAGCCGACGCCGUGACUGCGAAAGGCUUGGGGCUCUUGAGACUGAGACCUGCUCCUAGUGUUGCGCGGCUGAGGGGCCAGGAGCAUGCUUCCAAACCUAGCACAGCACCUGCGAGUGCAUUGCUCUGCUCAAUGGCAGCCUCAUGCUGCGCAUGCAGACGUUUGCGCAGCUCGCGAAUAAAGAGGCGUGUGACGGCUGAGCGCACCGCACGGAGAGAAGAGUUAAUGCGGCCGAAGACAGCAACCAGCAACAAGUGGCAGUGGAGAGACAACAUCACAGUCCACUAUGCCAAAGCCGCGUCAAAGAUACCUGGAUCAGACACCGCCGUAGUCUUGCUGCACGGCUUUGGGGUGGCCUCUUUCCACUAUGAGGCGCAGUUUGGCCCCCUCAGUGAGGCAGGCUAUACAGUCUAUGCAGCUGACAAUGUUGGGGCUGGCCUCUCUUGGCCGGACUGCGAUCCUGCACCCGGGACUCCGGCAGAGUUGACGAGUCCUGGCACCGAAUGGGGCUUCGGCCAGCCGAGGCCUCCCUUUGAAGAUCUGGUGAUCGGGGAGGCUCUCUGGGUGGAUCAGGUGAGAGACUUCAUUGCUGAAUGUGUGGAGGAGAGGAACGUCAUCAUAGGAGGCAACUCGCUCGGAGGAUACCUGACAGUGCUUGCCACGGCAACCAUGGACAACAGCAUGGUUGGCCGAAUCAAGGGUGUGGCACUCUUGAAUCCCACGCCAUUCUGGGGCUGGAUACCGAGUCGCGCAAAGAAUCCCAGCCUCCACGAUGCUUUUCCCUGGAAGGGCCAGCUGCCUGUUCCUUCCUCUGUACGGCCUUUGACGCUCACCUGGUAUAACACCCUGAGAAAUCCAGACUCCAUUGAAUGGCUCCUGAACUUCGUGACUUCCAACCCUGCCGGAGUGGGCCAUGAGCUGGCUGAGCGAAUCGCUACAAUGGCGGAUCACCCGGCAGGGGCGGCAGCAUUUGCACAGAUCCUUUUUACGCCGCAAGCUGAGCUGACCUUCGACGAGGCGCUGGAGGCUGUGGUCCAACGCAAGAUUCCGGUCUUUCUUCUGUACGGCCGGGAGGACCCGUGGAUCAUCCCUUACUGGGCGGCCCGCGCUUACACCACUGCUCCAGACGCAGACUACGUGCAGCUUUCGCCUAGUGGGCAUUGCCCACAUUACGAGACGCCAGCUGCAGUCAACGAAUCCUUGCUCCGCUGGCUCCAGGACAAGGCUCCUGUAGAUGGCCAGCCACCGCGUCAGAAUCUGCCCGGGUCUAUCGGGGCGUCCUUCGCCGUGGAGGAGGAAGAUGGCCGCGAGAUCCUUGUCACGCGCCGGGGCUUCCCAGAGCCCUUUCGGGAGGAUGAACUGGCUUGGGAUGAGUUCCCGGCAUGGCUUCAGCAGGUGGCACGUGGAACUGAGUGA
Messenger RNA from Symbiodinium pilosum, 1449 nucleotides. NCBI's taxonomy places the organism in Eukaryota, Dinophyceae, Suessiales, Symbiodiniaceae. The record is from the annotation of a GenBank genome assembly.